This is a messenger RNA of Portunus trituberculatus (swimming crab), 3259 nucleotides long. Its product is annotated as glycine receptor subunit alpha-2-like. Bases 20 to 1186 code for a protein of 388 amino acids. The record is from RefSeq and is a predicted model, not a curated record. Gene Ontology annotation, molecular function: chloride channel activity; neurotransmitter receptor activity; transmembrane signaling receptor activity. Gene Ontology annotation, biological process: chloride transmembrane transport; regulation of membrane potential; signal transduction. Lineage: Eukaryota; Metazoa; Arthropoda; Malacostraca; Decapoda; Portunidae. The transcript has 9 exons. Gene Ontology annotation, cellular component: neuron projection; synapse; membrane.
GUCCAGCAAGGUGACCACUAUGCACCUUCGUGUGCUGGACCAGCUGCUGCGCACCUACGACAGGCGAGCCACCCCCACCAACCACCGAAACGAGCCCACCAAUGUCACCUGUGAACUCUACAUCAGGAGCUUCGGAUCCAUCAACCCCACGACCAUGGACUACCAGGUGGAUCUGUACCUGCGGCAGGAGUGGGAGGACGAGCGAUUGCGACAUCCGGAUAUCACGAAGCCGCUGGAUCUCAACGACCCCAACCUGGUGAAAGCGAUCUGGAAGCCCGAGGUGUACUUCCCCAACGCCAAGCUCGCAGAGUUCCAGUUUGUGACUGUGCCAAACGUGCUCGUCAGACUCAACCCAGACGGCAAGAUUCUCUACAUGCUCAGACUGAAGUUAACAUUUGCUUGCAUGAUGGAGCUGUCUCGCUUCCCGCUGGACGUUCAAGUGUGCACCAUGGAGAUCGGUUCUUUCUCUAAAACGACGCAGGAACUCAACUUGUCGUGGAAGAGCGGAGAGCCCAUUAAGAUUUACCGCGGCCUCAAGAUGCCUCAGUUCAACAUUAUUGAUAACGAGACGGAUCGAUGCCACGAGGACUUUCAGAUUGGGAACUACAGUUGUCUGCGCGCGCUCAUCACGCUGGAGAGGAAUAUUGGCUUCCAUCUGGUGCAGAGUUACUUGCCCAGCAUCCUCAUCGUGGUCAUUUCCUGGAUGGGUUUCUGGAUGGACACUGAUUCUGUCCCCGCGCGCACCUGUCUGGGCGUCACUACUCUGCUCACCGUGUCCAACCAGGCCUCAGAGACGCAGCUGAAGAUUCCUCAAGUGUCGUACAUAAAGGCCUUGGACAUCUGGAUGGGGGUGUGCACUGCCUUCAUCUUCGCGGCCCUGCUGGAGUUCACGGUGGUCAACUAUUACUGGCGGAAGAGAGUCAACGUGCCCUGCCGUAACCCCUGCCGCCCCAAGACUACCUCGGACAGCUGGAUGGAACUGAUGCCCAACGGCCGCCUUGCAGACCAGACCUCUCAGGCGUCCCCGGCGAUGGAGACAGCGGAGUUCACCAUCAGCCAGGCCGACGCUCGUGUUUACCGCCUGCUGGCCUGCCGCAUCGACGAGGUGUCCCGCUACCUCUUCCCAGCGGCCUUCCUCGUGUUCAACCUAGCUUACUGGUCCUACUACAUGUCCCACCGCCACUAGGCUGCCGCAGGUCAGGAAGCCAGAACACAUAUCACCUCUUUGCCAACUCCGCACCUCAACACGUGCGAGGAAAACAUGAACCACUUCUCUUACUUGAUCCCUCCCCACUACCACCACCAACACCACCAUCACGUCCCAGGAGCCAUGUGACAGACGGGUGGGCCAGCGAGCACCCAGAUCAGCGUGGGCUGUAUCGCGACAUCAGCUGGCUUGAUACCACGCCUCACACACUCUUCUGCCUUAGCACGGACAGCUUCCCGCCUUGAGGUGUGACAAUGAAGAGAGAAAAAACGAUAAAAAUAAGCAACAAUAAUUGUCAUUAAAUGCAUCAGCCAGUGGGUGAAUAGAGAGGAAUGAAGCUGGCCACUCGCUGGCUGGCCCACCCGUGUGUCGUUCGGAUCCCGCUGUGUCCCGCCACCCCUCUGUGGUGAGGGCCGCAGCGCCGCACUCCCCCGUGACUUGUAUUGUUCCCCAAUGAAAGGAAACACACGCGACACUUCCCUCGAGACGCACACAUCCUCAUCGCCGGAGUAGCCGCCGUGGCAGCGGCAAGCAGCAGUAGCAGCAGCAGCAGCAGCAGCAGCAGGCUGACAGCCACGACUCCAGGGAUGUAACGCAAUGCCUUCAUGGAAUACACCAGACCCCCAGCACGACACCAUAGCCGCCAAGGCACCACACACUAAGGACACCAAGGCACCAAGCACGUUUUGCGUCCAUUCGAAGACAUUUGAUUGGCGGCUGGACAGCAAUGGUCGUGCUUUUCUCUACUGGGAAUGACAACACACUUAACAAAUUCCAAGUGGUAUUGAAAGCCUCGAAUUAUGCCGUUGUUGCAUCUCUUAUUGUGUGAAUUACUGAUUCGAAAUAAUAUGAUCAAAAUGUGCUGCUCUCGCUCCGAAUGAUGACAAUGAUCAACCUCUAAGAAAAUAGCAAAAAGAGAUGCUCCAAAAUAUCAUAUUAGUAAUGUAGUAACGGAGACAAACAAAAUCAAAAUGCAACACAUUUGCAAGACGUUCGGCGUCACAACAAACACAACCCUGAACCUCAGCAGUACAAAUCCAUCACCAUUCAAAACACUGAAUUUUUAGAACACUUCACCUCGAAAUAUUUGAGUGUAAAAGCACACGAUUCGCUCCAUUCCUCCCCUGCCCCGCACAAAUUGUCGGCGAUCAUCAACUAUUACUGUACACACUCCCAUAUUAUUCUGACGAGCGGCGCGGCGAGGCCAUUACGAGCACAGCUUAUUUAAAUUCCAACUGUCGCCCUUUCUGUCUCUCAGAGGAAACAACAGAACACAGGGACGGGGAGCGAUCCAUCGGUGAAAGGACCUCCAAUUGCCCUCUACCACCUCCACCUCCACCUCCUCCUCCUCCUCCUCCUCCUCCUCCUCCUCCUCCUCCUCCUCGUCCUGCUGCUCCUCCACUUCCUGGACACAAAGGCAGGAGUAUCGCGCCAAGAAACACACCCCAGACUCACCCAGCAACACACUCACGUCCCGCUGCACCAACAAGACUCCAGUCCUCUCUCUCCGUCCUCUACGCUGUCAGAGAGAGAGAGAGAGAGAGAGAGAGAGAGAGAGAGAGAGAGAGAGAGAGAGAGAAUAUGAAGCAGUGUGUCCUUGAAAACCAGAAGUGUGUUAAUGUCACGCCGCCAAGGAAGGAAACAAUCCCGGAUGAGGCAAAAAUGUAGGAAUUAAUGACUUUUAUUCUCUCUCUCUCUCUCUCUCUCUCUCUCUCUCUCUCUCUCUCUCUCUCUCUCUCUCUGCUGGUCCAUUAACGAAGCAUUGUCUCGUCUCAGAACACGCCUUCAUUAAGUCUAACCCCAUCAACCGCACGAGCUGAUAAAACAGAGGCAGGAAAAGGAGGAGGAGGAGGAGGAGGAGGAGGAGGAGGAGGAGGAGGAGGAGGAGGAUGCCCUUUGGUAUUAGUCGAGUGUUCAAAGCAAUCGGAGUUUCAUUUCCUUUUUUUUAAGACUAAAAUAAGGAACCGCUAGUCACUAUUACGUAUUCCUGAGAGAGAGAGAGAGAGAGAGAGAGAGAGAGAGAGAGAGAGAGAGAGAGAGAGAGAGAGAGAG